Molecule: messenger RNA, 483 nt
Organism: Soboliphyme baturini
Lineage: Eukaryota; Metazoa; Nematoda; Enoplea; Dioctophymatida; Soboliphymatidae
Source: the annotation of a GenBank genome assembly
AUGACAAAGACACCGGUCAGCAACGGAGCCGCAAGCUGUUCUACUCGGAGGUCAUCACAGCGCGUCAGAUUAGGUUCCAGCGGACGAUACCGACAGCUGGAGUUCAGAAUCGGAAAUUUUAACACGUCUUCGAUCAAAAGAAAAGAUCAACAGUUAGCUGAUGGGUACCAACUCAACAUAGUUGGACACUCGUCAGCGAAGCGCCAGGGCUCUGGAAUUCUGAACCACCGCGGGUUGAAGCUAUCCUACUGCUUUGCAAUCAUUAAAUGGAAGCCUGCCAGCGGAAGUGUGGCAAUCCUCCGACUGAAGCCACAACACGCUAAAACGUUGACCUUGAUACAGGUCUAUGCGCCCAAUUUGGAGGGAGAAUAUGAGACCUUCCUUGAGGAAGUGCAGUGUGCUCUGUCCGAAAUGCCGACAAAGGGCUCCAUCAUUCUCAUGGGCAAUUUUAAUGUGCAUGUCCGAGUAGUCGCUGAAAAGUAG